AAAGCAAUUAACAGUCUCUUCCGAACUCAUCAGAAUCCUUAAGUACGCGUGCUGACGUAACAGGAAUAAUCUGUCACCUUCAUCAAGAGAAGUUGCUACCUGUAAAAGACUAACACUGGAAAUGGACGACUCUGGUAAAGAGUGGAGAUAUCUAGGGACAAAGGAAGAAUUGGCCAAAAAGAAAUGUCAGAGGUUGUAUUCCACUGGCGGGAAAGUUUACGAUUUGGCGCUUUUUUAUCACGAGGGAAAGUUUUAUGCCAUGGAGGCUUGGUGUUCACAUUUAGGUGGUCCACUGUUCAGCGGAGAAAUUGAAGAUUACAAAGGAAGAUGCCACAUCAUGUGUCCUUGGCACGGGUACAUGUUUGAUCUCCAGGACGGAACGAAUGAAAUAGGACUUAGGCAAGAGGUACACGAGGUCAAGACAGAAGACGACAAAGUCUACGUUUUAUACAAAACAGAGCUGAGCCUAAGUGCUAAGUAAAGCAUUAGAUGGAUGGUCUUCGCCAGUGUAUAACAAGCUGUCAGGAAUUCUCAUCAACUGAUUACAGCCCGC
Molecule: messenger RNA, 553 nt
Organism: Saccostrea cuccullata (small rock oyster)
Lineage: Eukaryota; Metazoa; Mollusca; Bivalvia; Ostreida; Ostreidae
Product: Rieske domain-containing protein-like
Exons: 4
Coding region: 122-481 (119 amino acids)
Molecular function (GO): 2 iron, 2 sulfur cluster binding
Source: RefSeq, a predicted model, not a curated record